AGGCUUUCUAUUUUUUUUUUUUUUUUUUUUUUUUUCCCCCAGCCACCCAGCAUGCCCAGAACUAGGAGUGUUCCCACACUUUAUUUUCAAAUGUCUCCCAGGCAAGCUGCAGGGUUGAGUUGUGAUUUGUGGGGCGGGAAGGCCCGUGGAGUUUCUCCAGAUCUCCUAAACUACUGCUGUGCUGCUUAGAAAAUGACCAUCUGUAAUUGCAGCCUACGCCUUGACUUUCUGGGGCAUGGGAUGCAAAACCCAGAGGCAAAGUCAAACCUGACUGAUCUGCUCUUUUUGUACUUCUUAAAGGAAGCAGCGGUGUGAGCGUUGCGUGCGGCUCAGAGGGGCGUGCGGUGGUCUCGGCUCAGCCGUGUAGGUGUGUGCUGCAGCAGAACGCUUGUGAAAUUCCUGGGAGGCAAGAGGUAUGUGCUGGCUCCACUGGAAACCUGAACUGGGGCAACGGCGCUUCCUCCGAGCGAAAUGGGCGCCGCGUUCCAGGCUUGCACCAAAAGGGAAUUUUUCUUUCAAGCCUCACCCCCAGUAAUCCUCGAAGCCUCAUUGGCUUCCUGGGUUGAAAGACGGACUUGGAAGUCAGCGCCGCUUGGCUUGAUGUGGUGCUGCUUGGGGGCACCUGAUUCUGGCGCUGGAGGCCGGUUGAAAGUCGACGGGAGCCUCUGGGACCUGUAGCUGUUGCAUCCCGUGUAGCCAAGGCUCUUACCUGUCCUGCCUCUCCCCAUUGCUUGUGUCCGUGCCGCAGUGAGCCCCUCUCCUGGCACAGCAGCCACGUGAAGCGGCUGCCGUGACCCUGCAGGCUUUGCUGGCGCGAUGGCCGGUGAGGCGGCGAUGACGUGGCCUGGCACAGAGGGGACGUGCGUGUCCCCGGCCUCCGCAGCUGCAGCCUGGGCUAAAGAAGGCUGAGGCUGCCAGCGGUGGUGAGGAUAAUGGAGUGUGUCCUAUGGCAACGUGGCCGCCUGCCUGCCAGUGUGGUGGCUGGUAAGCACGGCCGGAGGACCGCAGAGGGCAAGACCGGCUGUGGAGGAAGAACUGGAGGCAGUGCUGAGGCUGCGGGGGGGCUGUCUCCCACCAGGAAACUCUGACGGGAGGAGGAGAGAAGGCCAGGGUGAGGUGAGGUGAGGUUGGCAGCAGGAGUGGAAAUGUUGGGUUGCAUCUCCAGCUCUGGUUCUCUUGGAUGCCUUGUGCUUCUCAGCACCAGCUCAGGGACAGGCAGGGACUGUAGCUAACACAGUGCGUCUUGCCUACCCCAGGCAUCUGCCGCGUGGCAGGAUGGAGCACCGAGUCCUGCUUGGCCACCUCCUUCUGCCAAGGCCUUUCAGCAGUUCAGCAGUGCUGAGAGCAGCAGGGACCUGUGGCGGGGGGCAGUUGUCCCAGCCUUUGGUAGAAGUCCUGGGGGUGGCCGCUCAGCCUGGGCAGCAGAAGCCCGGCAGCGCCACGCCAGCAGGCAUUGCCAUCACCUGCCUGCUUGGGUGCCACCGGCUGCGGGAGGUUUGGUCCUCGAGGGAACUUCGCCGGAGCUGCCCCUCAGUUUAUCUUUGAAUCGGAGGCAGAGACAAAAGCGGCGUGAUCCUUUUCUGGUGGGAUGCUGAGGGAUUCAUUAGUUCGUAGCUGCUCAGAGGUGCAAACUAAGAGCUGGUUGUUCAUAGUGCAUUGGGGCCUGAGUCUCAUCCUCAACUGCAUCUCUCCGUCCCUGCCAAAGUUUUUCUGCUACUACACAGAUGGAUGUGUUUUCAGCAAAUGUGGAAGAUUUAAAAAAAUAAAAUAAAAAGUAACUCCAAGCUUGGAAUCAUGCUGCCAGGGAGAAUGUUUACAAGGAAGCAGCCUGCUAAACAAGGCAAUUCGGUGAGUUGCAAAGAGGUGAAAUUCUACAGUGUGGCAACAAUUCCCAGCUUGUCAGAGCCUCACAGUGGUCCCAGCCACCUUGGGCUGGCUACAGGAUCUUCGUUUUUACAGGCAGCCUCAGGAAACUAGGUUGGCCUGAAAAAGUAACAGAAUUAUGUGAAACUUGUCUGAGUCACUGACCCUGCAUCUCCACUAGCUCUUUCAGGGCACUGCUUGUAGUGGAGGAAAGAGAAGGCUGCAGCUGAGAGAGGAGAUCUGCCCUUUCUGGUCACCACGAAUUUCAGAUCUCCUCCCCUAGCCUCUCCCAGGCUUUUGUACUUUCCGUGCUAAUCCAUCCAGUGCAGCGUAAACUGACAGAGGCAGCAGCUAGAAACCCUGCUCGGAAAGCUGCUCUGAACGCCCCAGGACCAGCAGCAGACAUGAACGUGAAAACUGUGCUGAUCCUCCUCGUCCUGGCUUUAGCCACGAUAUUUGCUUUAGUCUGUGUGUUGCUGACCAGAGGGAGGGCCCCCAGCACCUGCCAGCACCAGCCCCCGGAGCAGGAUGGUGCCGAUGAUGGGCAGAGCCUGGUCUUUGCCGACCUGACGCCCGAAGAGCUGGCGCAGGUGGUGCGGUACCUGCAGGGGAACCUCGGGGUGCCGCUGGUCGACGCCUCGCGUGCGAAACCCUCGGACAACUGCAUCGCCUCCGUGGACCUGCAGGUCCCCGCCAAGGCAGAGGUGCUGCGGUUCCUGGAUGGCGGGGGGGCCCGACCCCCGCGGGAGGCACUGGCUGUGCUCUACUUUGGGAACCAGCCGGAGCCCAACGUCACCGAGUACGUGGUGGGUCCGCUGCCGACACCGGCGUAUCACCGGGACGUCACGGUGCAGAAGUACGGGGGGAAGGUGCCGUAUCACCGCAGACCAACGCUGGCUGUUGAAUACAAACAGAUCGCAGGGUUUUUAAAAACCCAAGUGUUCUCCGCAGCUCCAUCUUUCAUGCAUCAAAACGUGAGCGGGUUCUUCGUGCACCCGGUGGGGCUGGAGGUGCUGGUGGACCACAGCAGCCUGGACAUCUCCCGGUGGGCGGUGAGCAAGGUCUUCUACAAUGGGCAGUACUACAGGGACAUGAUUCAGCUGGAGAGCGCCUACGUGCAAGGUCGCAUCAGCGUGGAGAAGGUGAAGAAGGCGCCGCGGGAUGGGGACUUCUCGUCCAUGAAGCCCCGUGCGCCUUCAGCCGCACUGUUCCCUUUGCAGUACGAGCCCCAGGGUCCGCGCUACAGCGUCAGGGACAACCGUGUCCUCUUCCAGGCCUGGAGCUUUGCCUUUGGGAUGAGCGUGCACAGGGGCCUGCGCCUGUUUGACAUCCGACACAAGGGGGAGAGGGUUGCCUAUGAAAUCAGCGUCCAAGAGGCGUUGUCAGUGUAUGGCUCCAACUGCCCUGGAGGGAUGUCAACGCGGUACAUGGACGGGAGCUUUGGCAUCGGGCACUACACCUCCCCCUUGGUGCGAGGUGUGGACUGCCCCUAUUUAGCAACGUACCGGGACGUGCACUACCUUGCUCAUUCCCAGGUCUCUAGAGUUAGUAAAAGUGCCCUCUGCAUCUUUGAGCAGAACCUGGGCUCCCCUCUGAGGCGCCACUACUCCAACCUGCAGUCGCUCUACUACGGGGGGCUGGUCAACUCUGCUCUGGUCAUUCGGUCCAUCGCCACCAUCGGCAACUAUGACUACGUGUGGGACUUCAUCUUCUACCAGAAUGGGGCCAUCGAAGGCAAGGUCCAGGCCACGGGCUAUGCGAGUUCAUCCUUUCUCCACGGGGAUGGCCUGAGAUACGGCAAUAGGGUUUGGGAGCACACGCUGGGUACAGUACACACCCAUUCCAUCAACUAUAAAGUGGACUUGGACGUCGGAGGUAGGUCUGGGUCUUCCUUUAAUGCCUGUUGUUAUACAGGUAAACCCUAGAGCUCUGGGGGUUUGACUCUUCGGCUGCAGAGUCCCUAAUAACUGGCAUGGGAACUCUGCUUUUGCACUCUCCUAACCUCUUUUUUUCAUUGCAAAACGAUUUUUGUAUGUAUAAAGUAGUCAGUCAAGGUCGUGGAGCUGAAGGCGGUGGGAAUUGUCUGGGAGCUUGGCGUUCAGCCCAGGGAAAGUAUGAAAGCUGUGUAGCAGUAUAGCCGUGGAAAAAUGUUUGUGUUUCCCCGAGGCCUCCCGGCUGGCACGGCGCGUGUUGCUGUAGCCAUGGCCAGGCAGACACAGCCCUGUUUGCAAGACCCAAGCUCUUGCGCCUGAUGCUGAUCCUGCUGCUCUUCAUGCCUCGAGGAAGUCCUUUUUCUAUCUCAACUGCCUGGCGUAAAGCAGGGCUGGCGCUCUGCGGGCUGAGCUUGUGCCGCUCAAUCCCUGCUUCUCUUUUGAGGAAACACUUGUAAGUUGGAUCCUGUCUCUCGGGCUGCAAAGGCGCUGCAGUGAGCCAGUGAAUUCCCCCGCUCCUGCACAGAGCCACGGUUCUUGGCGGCGGAUCCUGCAGAGGGUUAUUUGAGUCCAGGAGCAGCGCCUUGCCGCACCGCCUGGCUGGGCAGUGAAGUGCUGGCAUCCUCCAGGAGGCACAGGGAUGCUCUGCCGGGAAGGAUGGCUUGGUUCCCCUCAAAGACCAUUCCAGGAAGGUGCAAAGGCACUGGUGGUGCUGGGGGGCACAGACUGGCAGUGUUAGGUGUCUUGUUACUGAAACCUGUAAAAGGUAGGGGGGGGAAAUAUUUUAUAUCUGCACAGGACCAAAGAGAUCGGCGGUAGGCAGUGGGCAGCAUCUGCGCCAGCCUGAGCAGAAACGCAGGUCCGCUAACCCGUGCUGUCCCCUGGACUGUGGGGACUAAUUGGAGAGCUACUCGUGCCAAGCCGCAGCUGCCUCCUGUGCUCGUGUUCGGUCCCGGCAUGUGUCCCAUCCUGUGCCUGCCUGCGAUGCAGUGGUUUGUGUGGCUUUGAAAGGUGCUGCUGCUGUCGUUACAGUCAAAACCCGGGCUGAUGCUGGCUCCCUUUCUGUAAGUGAGGCUCAAAAGCGUGCUAAAACACAGUUCCUGCGUGGUGGCAAGAUCCUUUUCCGUGACUGCCAUCCCCCUCGGCUCCCUGCUCUGUUGGCAGACCCUGAGCCCAGGCUGCUGCAGAGUGCUCUUGGGAAGAGUCACGUAAAAUCCCAGAGUUGUGCCCUGUGGCGAGGGAGGGGAGUCCCGUCCAGAGCUCAGGGCCAUGCGGGAUGCUCGAGUCAUCCUGCAGGAUCCCCACCUUCUGAGUGUAGGGAAAGCAGUACUGCAGCGCCGCAAAAACGGGUCUUCUCCUGCACAGGUUUCUUGGAUGCUGAUCUGAGGCUGGUGUGGGACGCGCAGGGAAAAAGGGUGAUUAUUCCCUGGCUGGAAGUGAGAAUGAAAACAGAAGUUCCUAAAGUAACGUGAUCGCAGGAGCGGUAAAUCGAUCUGGUGCUGUAGGUGGCUUUAGCCCCUCUGCCUGUGCCCAGAUUGUCCCCCCAGAAGGGUGUGAAGUGGGCAAUGGUCUCUGGAAAGCCACCCGUGCUGCCGGUGAUGUGGGGGGCCAGCCUGGCAGGAGCUGGUGGCCACGAAGGAGCAGCCACCUCACACCACAGUGGGGUGGCCCCAGCCCCCAGCUCACCCCCUCCCAGGGGCUGCUCGCUGCUCCCCUCGCCAUGGAAGGUCCCCGUGCGGUCAGGAAUCCUGGACCUUCUCCUGACAGUAGCCAGUUCUGUCUGUGACAGCUCUGGUCCAAGGAUGGUGCCCACUGGAG
This is a messenger RNA of Falco peregrinus (peregrine falcon), 5612 nucleotides long. Its product is annotated as membrane primary amine oxidase-like. The record is from RefSeq and is a predicted model, not a curated record. NCBI's taxonomy places the organism in Eukaryota, Metazoa, Chordata, Aves, Falconiformes, Falconidae. Gene Ontology annotation, cellular component: plasma membrane. Gene Ontology annotation, biological process: amine metabolic process. Bases 2268 to 3788 code for a protein of 506 amino acids. The transcript is spliced from 2 exons. Gene Ontology annotation, molecular function: quinone binding; primary methylamine oxidase activity; copper ion binding.